Soboliphyme baturini is the source of this 2759-nucleotide messenger RNA. The record is from the annotation of a GenBank genome assembly. NCBI's taxonomy places the organism in Eukaryota, Metazoa, Nematoda, Enoplea, Dioctophymatida, Soboliphymatidae.
AUGACCUCAACGCGGUUCAAGGUUGCUAGACGAAUGACGCUCGACGGAACGAGUGACAGCGAGAACGUACUGCGGAAGGAUUCGGACAGCGACCUGGAAGAUGACGUUUCCGCAGAGCCAGGCAAUUGUGACGAAACGGCGCCUUUAAGACAGGUCCGGUUUAUGACAGGUACGGCCGAAUGCGACGAGGAUUGUCCGGCCAAAAACACUAACUCGAACACCUCUGAUGUGAGUUACAGUUUCUGGUACGUUACCUUUGUGCAUGAUGUACGCACUGUCGAGAAGGUGCCAAACAUAGACCACUAUCGCAAUAUUCUGUCGUUAGGCACCACGAUGUCGCUCAGACCGACGUUAGCCGAAUUACGGCAGGCGUCGUUUAUCGAAGACAUGCAGUCGGAAUACGCGUUUCCGGUGGUAAAUCUGCUUACUUUACUUAUUGCGUCGCAGGACACCGAUGGUAAGGAUUCAAAACCCGUAUCGCCGUCGGUAGCUAAACAGCAGAAGAAUGCCAACAGACUGGGCUGGAUUCAGGGAGUGUUGGUUCGCUGCGUCGUCUGUUUGGUUGGCGUAAUGAUGUACUUACGACUGGGUUGGGUGGCCGGCCAGGCUGGCAUCGGUUUAGGGUUGGUUAUUGUCCUUCUUGGCAGUCUCGUUAGCACACUGACGACGCUGUCCGUUUGCGCGAUAUCCACUAAUGGCGAAGUUAAGGGAGGAGGUGCCUAUUUCGUCAUCUCUCGGUCGCUUGGUCCCGAGUUUGGAGGCAGUAUUGGCGUCAUUGCAACCUUGGCCAAUGCCACUGCUGCAGCCAUGUACAUCGUCGGUUUUGCCGAAAGCGUGCGCGACAUAAUGAAGGAGCACGGAGUAAGCAUCAUCGACGGUUCGAUCAACGAUAUUCGAAUCAUCUCGCUAUGCACCGCGGUGGUGCUGCUGUCCAUCGUCCUUUUCGGUGUGCUCUUCGAAACCAAGGCGCAGUUGAUUCUUCUUGGUUUCCUUUUGCUUUCCGUGAUGUGCUUUGUUAUUGGCAGCUUCAUCCCACCGAACGACUUUAAGCAGGCACGAGGAAUCACUGGCUACUCAUGGAAAACAAUGCAGCAAAAUUUUUAUCCUGAAUGGAGAAAUGAAAAUUUUUUCAGCGUUUUUGCUGUUUAUUUUCCGGCUGCUACUGGCAUUUUGGCAGGUGUUAAUAUUUCGGGUGAUCUCAAGAAUCCAGGCAAGGCUAUUCCCCGUGGCACUCUUCUGGCCAUCUUCUGUACAACUACCACUUAUGCAAUUUGCGUGCUUAUCACUGGAAGUACGUGUAUUCGGGACGCUUCGGGCAGCAUCGAAGAUCUGUACAACGGGACGCUGACUGACUGUGCUAUGCACCAGAAUUGUUCUUACGGAUUACUGAACUUUUUCCAGGUGCUCGAGUUAGAAAGUCUGUUCAGUCCUUUGGUUCUUGCAGGGAUGUUUGCUGCUUCGUUAAGUUCAGCUCUUUCGUCCCUUGUUUCGGCACCGAAAAUUUUGCAGGCCUUGUGCAACGACAAUCUCUUUCCCUACUUGCAAUACUUUGGCAAAGGUUUUGGAAAAACGAACGAACCUCGAAGAGGCUACAUCUUGACUUUCCUGAUUGCCUGUAGUCUAACCACAGUUGGUGAUUUAAACCUCAUCGCUGCUACAAUAUCAAACUUUUUUCUGGCCACGUAUUGUCUCGUCAAUUACGCCUGUUUUGAUGCUUCUCGUUCAAAGUCACCAGGCUUUCGACCCGCUUUCAGAUAUUACAAUCAAUGGUUGUCUUUGUUUGGAGCCAUCUUGUGCCUCGCUAUCAUGUUUGUUAUACAGUGGUGGGCUGUAUUACUCACCUUUGCGUUGAUUCUGGUCUUCUAUUUGUAUCUGAUGCACGAGAAACCUGAAGUUAAUUGGGGUUCAAGCAGUCAAGCCAACGCUUAUAAAAAUGCCCUGAACGCGAUGCAUCGUUUGGCUCAUACGGAAGAGCAUGUAAAAAACUAUAGGCCUCAAAUAUUAUUGUUGACGAAAAAUCCGAUGAUGGAGAUGUCGCUGAUAGAUUUUGCUACGAAUAUCACAAAGGAGAACGGACUUUUGAUCUGCGGUCAGGUGUUGGUGCAUCCAAAUCCGGUCGUGCUGUUGCCGACGAUGAAUAGCUGGCAGCAAAAACUGACCAAAUGGUUGUAUCAGCAGAAAAUCAAAGGUUUUUAUGAAGGGAUCACCGCUACGUCACUCCUCGAUGGAGUACAGCAGUUGUUGCAGAUAUCCGGUCUCGGACGGUUGAAGCCAAACAUUCUGCUUCUGCGUUUUAAAACCGACUGGAUGUCAGCUCCAAGGGCUGAAAUUUCGACUUUUGUAAAUAUCUUACGGCUUGCGUUCGACACCGAUUUUGCUGUGUGCAUCCUACGUCUGCCUGCGGAUGCCAUCCAACUAGAACACUUGCUUGGCUGCAACGUGUUGGACCAGAGCAAUCGGUUCAGCUGUGAAAAGUUAACCGAAUUCAAAACUGCGCUUAACUCUAAAAAUCUUCUGUCCGCUCUUGACUACCAAGAAAACCCGUCAGAAUAUUCCGGGAAUCCGCCAAUUUUGAGCAAAAUUCCAGAUGAGUGUAAAAUCGAUGAAGAGUUAGAAAACGAGCCUGUGUCGAUCGAAGCAGUUCUCGUUCCGGACUAUUCUCACACAGAAUUCUGCAAGACAAUCAAAAAAGGCGUUAUUGACGUGUUUUGGCUUUUUGACGAUGGAGGUGCGUUCAUCACGUUUGCUCCAUUUUAAUU